AUGUGGAUAAGACUCAUGGAACAAAACAAUGAAACUUCUUGGGGAGACUUCAUUUUGCUUGGAUUCUCAGACCAGCCCCAAGUGGAAGCCAUCCUUUUUGUGGUAGUGUUGAUAUCCUAUCUUCUGACACUUGUGGGCAACACAGCCAUUAUCGUGGUCUGCUGCCUGGACUCCCAGCUGCACACACCUAUGUACUACUUUCUCACAAACCUUUCCUUUCUUGAUCUUUGCUUAACCACCACCAUAGUUCCCCAGUUGCUGUGGAACCUGAAGGGGCCAGCCAAAACCAUCUCCCCCAUGGGCUGUGCCGUACAACUCUAUGUGUCCCUCUCCUUGGGUUCCACUGAAUGCGUCCUCCUGACUAUCAUGGCAUUUGACCGCUAUGUAGCUGUCUGCAGACCUCUCAAUUACACUACCAUCAUGCACCCAUCAUUUUGCAAGGCCUUGGCAGUAAUAUCAUGGCUGAGUGGAGUAGGAAACACCCUCAUCCAAAGCACCAUCACACUUCAGCUUCCUCGGUGUGGCCAUCAGCAGCUCCAUCACUUCUUGUGUGAGGUGCCCGCCAUGAUUAAUUUGGCUUGUGUUGACGUCCAUGCGAAUGAAGUACAGCUUUUCGUGGCUACGUUAGUUCUCCUCCUUCUUCCCAUGACAUUGAUAGUGAUCUCCUAUGAACUCAUUGCUCAAGCCGUGAUAAAGAUUAAGUCAUCUCAAGCUUGGCGCAAGGCCCUAGAGACUUGUGGUUCACAUCUGCUGGUCGUGUCCCUUUACUUUGGUACCAGCUCAGUCAUAUACAUUCAACCAAAGAGAUCCUAUGGCCACAGCCAAGGCAAGUUCCUCACACUCUUCUACACUGUUGUGACUCCCACCCUGAACCCCCUCAUAUACGCCCUGAGGAACAAAGAAGUGAAAGGAGCACUGAAGAGACUACUGAGGAAAGAGAAAAAUUUCUAA
This is a messenger RNA of Ochotona princeps (American pika), 951 nucleotides long. RefSeq names its product olfactory receptor 2G3-like. Lineage: Eukaryota; Metazoa; Chordata; Mammalia; Lagomorpha; Ochotonidae. Gene Ontology annotation, cellular component: membrane. The coding region runs from base 1 to 951 and encodes 316 amino acids. The transcript is spliced from 2 exons. The record is from RefSeq and is a predicted model, not a curated record. Gene Ontology annotation, biological process: G protein-coupled receptor signaling pathway. Gene Ontology annotation, molecular function: G protein-coupled receptor activity; olfactory receptor activity.